Adineta steineri is the source of this 837-nucleotide messenger RNA. NCBI's taxonomy places the organism in Eukaryota, Metazoa, Rotifera, Eurotatoria, Adinetida, Adinetidae. The record is from the annotation of a GenBank genome assembly.
AUGCUUGGUCUUGUCUUUUUAAAUGGUUUUAAUAUAAGUUUACAGAAUUCUAAUGUUCUUCUAUGUAAAUUGUAUUUCUAUGCAUCAUUUCUAUUUGCUACACUUUCACCUACUGUUCUUAUUCUUGCUUCUAUUGAUCGUUUAUUAAUAUCUUCACAAAACGUUGAUACACGUUUGUACAGUUCAAAGCGUUUAGCUUAUUUUUCUAUUAGUAUAAGUACAGUUUUUUGGAUUGUUUUUAACUCUCAUGCACUUAUUAAAGUUAAUCUUCAAGAGUUUGCUCCUUUUUAUUUUGUAUGUUAUUAUGAUCUAUCAUCGACUUACCUUGAUUUUGUUUCAUAUUCUAUAGCAGUUAUUAAUGUCAUUUUGGAUAUUUUAAUGAUUGUUUUGUGUGUAUUUGCGUUUAAAAAUGUUCGUCGUAUUCGAUCGAUCCCACGUGAAAAACGAAAUCAAAUUCGUUCGAUGACAAAAAAAGAUUUUCAAUUACUUCGUUGUUUGUUUGUUCAAGAUAUUGUUUUCCUUAUUUUUGGUACAUUAAUCAGUACAUUUUAUGUCUUUGAUGCUAUAACAAAAUAUCAAAAUGGAACGAUAUUACAACAAGGCGUUCGAAAUUUUCUAUAUAAUUUUAUGACAUUUAUUUAUACUGCUUCUUAUUCGACGAAUUUCUUUGUAUUUAUCAUCGUAUCCAAAGCUUUUCGACAAGAAUUAAAACGUACAAUUUACAAGAUCAUUGGUAAAGAUCUUGUUCCAAUACGAGAAGAAGAAAAUAAACAAGAAAAUCAUGAAAGAGACAAUGUAGAAAUAAAUGUUGUCAGUACCAUUGAAUUACCUGCUUAA